AGAGUAGAGGAGGGAAGGGAAGGGAAGGGAAGGGAGGAGGAGGAGGAGGAGGAAGAAGACGAUAGGAUUUCGAGGUUUCUUCCGAAUGCUGGUCUGUGGUUGAUUUCCUGGUUCUGCAGGAGAUAUGUUUGUGUUCUGUUUGAUGAUGAGCUUCGAAAGAGAGGAACCGUUCUGAGUAAGCUCUCUCUUUGUGUACUGCACAUCAAGCUUGCUGGCGACUGCUGUCAUGUAGCCAGACUGUCUCAACUUCUGAAAUUUUCCGUACUUCUUGAUACAAACAUUGAAGUGCUUGCGCAGACAAGUAUUUCUAACAAAAAAAAAGCCCAAAAAAACCCUAAAUUGGAGCACAUUCCUUUUGCUCUUGUUUCUGUUUUCUUUCUGCGCAGUCCGCCCCGGAGAUUUAUGUUUCGGUACACAACAAAUAGUUGAUAGUUUACGUACUCUGCUCCCGACUUUGGCAAUCAAAUUGCUUUCAGCCCCACACAGUUUUUUUUUUUUUUUAAAUAUUCGCGAACAAAUCUUGACUUCGCAGGCAGGUCUCUGCCGAUUGUGUAUCAAACUUCUAGCCCCUGCGUUCACCUGUCCUCAUUCCCGUGAGCCAGCCCCCAGUGCUUCUCGUUACCACCUCUUACAGAUAUGGCGUCCUUGUUCGUGAAUACCGCCUCGGACUAUCUCGGUUACGGUUGGUUUGGUGUUGGCGCGAGGCGAGGGUUUGUCAUGGAUGGAGGGCAGUGGAGGACUGGAUGGUCCACAUUACAAGAAGACGAUCGAUCGAAGUUUGGUCUUGAUCCCGGACCGUGUGUGCCAUUACAGGAUAUACGUGGUGAUCGUCUGAUCAACGCACUUUUGGAUGAUCAAAGUGAUUUUGAUACUGGGACCGAGACACCUGAACCUUGGGGAAAAGGUAGGUGCUACAGGGAGGAAUGGUUCGGUGGUGGUUACGCGAAUGUUACCAGAGAACAGAGAGACAGGAUGACCAGAGGUCAGUUCGUGAAGGACUCGGCCCUCUCUAUCGGGUGUGCGGGAACGCUUGGUAAGAGAGAACAUGAUGACAAAAUUGAACUUGUUGGCGAGAAAAGGAGACAAGCCGAGACACGGGGAAUUGAUGCCAUCGUCCAAGGCAGACUGGUCGGUGCUUCAAAUGAGAAACGAGGAGACGAAAUUGGGACUCUUGGAGAUUUGAGAAGCUGUGCGGGGGUUCUUGAUAUGGAUCUCAUGACUGAGGGAUUCAAGGAUGAGGCUAUCGUCUUGGAGAAAUACGGUCGCUGUGCAGCCGACCUUGUCAAUGACCGAGCAGUCUUGGACUGGGGGGGAGGAAGUAAGUCUCUGUGGGAAGAGGCGCUUGAUGCAUGUUUGGAGCCUCCCGAAGCUUCCAUGCUGAAGUCGGGAGUUGGUUAUCACGUAGAUGAUGACCACGAAUCUCUUGUGCAUCCUUGCGCAGAGCACCUUAGCCCGCUAUGCACGUCGUGCAGCGACCCUGUGGUCGGGCAGAUGAUGGGUAGGACAGCCAUCCCUUACAUCAAGGGAGGGCUUGUCGGGUGUAACUUGGGAGGAGUAUGGUCUGGAAAUGUUUUUGUGCAACCUGGGUCAUCUUCGAGCGAAGAUAUUUUGGGAGAAGUAAGGGGUCGACAGCUUUGGGAAGAAGACUCGAAAGAGGACGACUCGAAUGCUUGUGCGAACCGAACUGGAUUCGUGCUAGGCGUAGGUGGCCAACAUAACCCUGGAAAUGUUGAAAAUGGGAAAAAUGAUGGUCCCCCAGAAGGCUUCAGUUUUGCCCUCUCUCAUCUUGAUCUUCGUUCCCUUCUUACACUAGAGAGAGUGAGCAAGUCCUUACGAGAAGCCGUUAUUGGAGAUGCUCUCAUUUGGCAGCACUUAAACGUGUUGCCGCCUCUGAGCAUGAGCAUCACGGACGAUGUCCUCAUUAAUCUGGCCAAGAGAGCUGAGGGACAUCUGAAGAGUCUAACUCUCUUGGAGUGCAUAAGGAUAACUUCGGCCGGUCUCGAACAAGUUCUUUCCUUCAGUCCAGAGCUGGAGAAGCUUUGUAUACCGAGGUGCACUGGAAUCAAGGCGGAAGCAAUUGUGAGGAUGGUCGAAAGACACGCAUUGGAGAGUCGGUCCAGAGGAUUAUCUGGCAUCAAGCUGCUGAGGAUCAAGGGCGUGUACAAUAUCACGCGUCAACAGCUGGACGUUCUCCUCGGCGUUUUACAACACGGUCGUGAUCAACAAGAACUACGUAAGAGUUACAGGCCCUAUUAUUACCGUCAUGGCAACUAUGGCAUUCAGCGUGAUCUUGCAAGCGACGAUGAGCGCCCAAUAGAUGUGGAGCCUUGUCCCAAAUGUGGAAAUGCAAGAGUGGUCUAUGAUUGCACUCGGGAGACUUGCCAACAAGAGAAAGCGCACCCUGGUCUUACGUGCAGAGGAUGCACUUUGUGCAUUGCCCGAUGUGAGGAAUGUGGGACAUGCGUCGAUGAUGUACUUUACGAGGAAACGUUCUGUCUAGAUCUGCUCUGUUCAGCCUGCUGGUACCGUUUGCCGAAGUGCACAGAGUGCAACAAACCGGGAUGCGGUCGACACGCUGAAGACAGGUUCCCAGGAAUAUCUUUCACCUGUGAGGAUUGUUGUGCUGGAGCAGCAGGCCCCGAGUUUCACGCACCUGCAGACAUGUGAAGCAAAGCCACUGUGUACUAUAUGAGUUCAACUCUCAAUCAACGAUACUGGGAGCUCACGGGCCUAUGCAGCGAACUUCACGAAUGAAAGUUUUGGAGACCUUGAAGUGCUGUUUAGAGGCCGUGUGCUCAGAUGUAAGUUAAGAUAUUGUGAAUACACUUUAGUCACUGAAGAAGCGGAGUCCGAUCACAGAAAAUUUGUGUUCAGAGUAUUAGGAGCAGGAUAACUUUAGGGUUCAAUUAGUUGAUAGACUUUAGAGAAUGUAGAAGGGCCAGAGGAAAGGAUUCCUAGUGAAGUGCCCAAGCAGUUGGGUUUAGGUCUCAGAGCCUAUGAUGCAAACAGACUCAUACACAUAGAAAAUGAAAGAAUUGACAUGUACGCAGAAGUUUUUAAGCCCCUUGGAAAGAGUAGCCUCGCGGCCCAUACACGAGAGUGAGGGAGAUAGAGAGAGCGACGAAAUUGUACUUGUAGAGCAGAGCUGAGUGACGUCCCCGGUCCACUUGAGGGAUUGCAUACAUAAAGUACUGCAAAUGAUCUCUCUGUUGUAGUGUCAUUCUACAGAGAGAUCACACUCACUGAUUUGCUGAUAAUAGUCGGACCUCAGAACAGAGAGAUGGAGAGAUUAUAGUCAUUUAGCAAUAGCUCCCCAUCCUCUGGAGACGUCUGCGCCCUGGAUGGAACGACCUUUUAUCAUGGAUGGUUUCGAGGCAGCACAGUGAUCCCUUUAUGAGAUAGGGAGGACUCUCCUGCAGAGUUAUGAAGAUGGGAAUCUUCCAGGUUUUUACCAGGAUUCGAAUCAGCCGGUGAAAGAAUGGAUGUAUUCGUACAGCAGUGCCUGUUAUAGCCUCUCGAUCAGAGACCUCAAGCCCUGCUAGAAAGAGAUUUCAUAACAGAAUUUUUUUGGAAAGAGAUGAGAGGAAGAGAUAGACGGGGCCAAAGCGCCCCUGAAGUAUACAGAGUGUGACUAGUCCUUGAGCACUCCUUUUAGAAGAGUCAAGCGGAAAAUUUUACAUCUGCUUCUCAAUUCAGUGGUCCUGAAAUCAGUAUCUUAAAAAGAUAAUUCAUGGCGGCCACUGACCCAGCGUUUGGCGUUGUUAUUUGAGCCAAACUUGCGAUCUAUCCAGCAUUACACCUUUAUCAUCCACAUGUUCUUGCUGGAGGAGAACUGUUUCUUUACCCUAGUUCGACGUGCUUCACCUUUUUGGAAUCACGUCACUAUUACUUGCUUCCUCUGGCUUCUUCCUUUUCUUUUUUUACUGGGAAGAUGCGGUGGGGCGGCCAAAGCCGAUAACUUUGAAAACAGGCUUUUGGUCCGAGAUCAUUCCGGGUAAUCCAGUCCGUCACAGGGUGCACACAGGAGGAGUCGGCAGGAACGGCUGUUGGCGACCAUCGAAAAUUCCGCCACUUUAUGGUCUAGCACCGCGAAAUUAUCCUGCUGCUGUGGAGAGAUUCGGUCUGGUGACCAGGAGCUGAGACUUUGUCUCCGUUCGAUGACCUUUAGUAGGGAGCCUCUUAUAUGUCCAAUUGAUUCCAUGUCGGAUUACCUGGUCGUACAGUAUCUGGGAAGUGGUUUAAAUACUUCUGAAAAUGGGCAAAUGGAUUGGGUGGUUGGUCUUGUGGAGCGCCGCGCCGCGCUGCUAUGAUCUAAAGCUCGAUGACGACUAGCGACUCGAGGAAUAGUCUCUUUCAAACUUACAGGUUGAAGGUGAAAAGUUUCUGUAAUAUUUUCAUUGGAGGCCUCUGGCUUGGCAUGGUCACAAAUGGUGGGCGACAUCAUGGGUAGUACUUGUGUUUUUUCUGGAUUCGCCCAACGACGACAUUCGUCUUCGUCAGCUGCAGGGAUCUCUGAGAUGUUGUCACUGAGAUGGGAUCACUGUUAAGAGGACAGUAUUGCAGUUGGUGGAGUGUGACACAGUUGUACUGUUUUGAGCUGCAUCGAUCUUGACUCAAGUCAGCUCGGUGUCGAAGUGGAUUGAGAAUGAUUGCUAUACCGAUGUAACAUGUGUCUCCUACUCAGCUCAUUGAGCCGGGUCUACGAUUCCACGCUGCCCCAAUCGUGUUAAGGAAUGUGAAAGACUUUGCAGUAUGAACUGAAGUGUGAACACAUCUGCCAGGUUAAGAAGUAAAAUGGAGUAGCAGGCCCAGCCGAAGAGAAGACCACGAUGUCGUCGGCGAGACGAAAAGCGUCUUUGGGUUGUGUUAAUGAUGGUUUACGUUUAAACCAAAAGGAAUUGUCUAUUGCUGGAUGUGGCCCUUGAAGUGAAGUUUUUUCUGACGUAGCUGGCGAAGAUCACCACACGGGGGAGCACAGAUAGGCAAGUUUCAAGAUUUAAAAAAAAGUAGGAAGUAUGUCAUCACAAGGUCGCCAGAGAGAAAACUAGUGAUACAUCUCUUUUUGUUAAGAGAAUGCACAGGCUGAGCUUGCUCUUUCCUAAACAAUACGAAAGGUUGUAUUACUUCGUACAGGUGUCUAGUAUAUCGACAUGGUGAUGUUACCCCUGGGUUUUGCCAUGGUAGCGUCUCAGUCAUGACUCCGAACAAAUCCUCUCAACGCUGGUCAAGUCAAAGCGUGAGAGGGAAAUGAUAUUUUUCGGUCGUACAGCGCUAUCUUUCCAAAGAUAGCUUCACAUAGCUAAAUCUUAAGUGGAGUGAAACGAGAUUUAUUUGAAUAGCAUUUGUAUGUCGGAAAGAAGUUGCAUAGGGUCAAUAGCUCUGGGUUAACAGAUGGAAGUUUGCCCAUGCGGUCACACUAAAUGCGAUACCCUUGUAUCAAACUUUCUGCUAGCACUGCUGAGUAGAAUAUCGAUCAUUUGUUCGC
This is a messenger RNA of Marchantia polymorpha subsp. ruderalis, 5485 nucleotides long. NCBI's taxonomy places the organism in Eukaryota, Viridiplantae, Streptophyta, Marchantiopsida, Marchantiales, Marchantiaceae. The record is from the annotation of a GenBank genome assembly.